Messenger RNA from Nematostella vectensis (starlet sea anemone), 4082 nucleotides. RefSeq names its product steroid 17-alpha-hydroxylase/17,20 lyase. Bases 513 to 1910 code for a protein of 465 amino acids. Gene Ontology annotation, biological process: progesterone metabolic process; hormone biosynthetic process. NCBI's taxonomy places the organism in Eukaryota, Metazoa, Cnidaria, Anthozoa, Actiniaria, Edwardsiidae. The record is from RefSeq and is a predicted model, not a curated record. Gene Ontology annotation, molecular function: iron ion binding; steroid 17-alpha-monooxygenase activity; heme binding. The transcript has 3 exons.
AAACUGGUGACAAUGCGGCUUUAACACGGCGUUACAAUAUAGCUUGCAUGCUUGAGCAUCGGGGGAUUUUGGGUUAUAUACUACAGGAAGCAAAAAGGCUUGACACUCACAGAUAUUAUGUACAAAUAGAAGGGCAAGAGUCCGAGCGAGCGAAAAACAAGCAACAUCAUUUUGUGACCUUGUUCAAAACAAGUACUUGAACUGUCUCAAGUCUAAUGUCAAUUAGCUGUCCAAUCAAACAUCGCAUCCACCAUGCAUAGCCAAUUACAUACCAAUGACAAAAGAGAUACCCUAAGGAUGUUAGAGGUUGAGGAAAGAAGAAUUGAAUGCCACAAAUACCAGGUUGACUUAGGCGAGUUUGAUGGAUGUUAAGAUUAUUUGUAACUCCAAAGAAUCGUCAGACUGAUUUUGCAAGCUGAAAGAAACUUCAGUCAAGAAGAAUUCGCUCAAAGUCUCUCGAUUUUUGGCAAGCUGCAGAAGGAUCUCGAUUCAGAAAAACUGACACCCAAGCCAUGAUCGCUGAAGUCAUCCUUCUCAUUGUCACCCUGGUGCUUCUUCACCAUCUCUUCCAUCGUUACACCGAGCCCUCCAACCUACCCCCUGGACCACGCCCUUACCCUCUUAUUGGAAACCUCCCGCAAGUGGUUGGCUCAUUUUCCUCACUCCACGUCAAGUUCACUGAGCUCGCGAAAGCAUACGGCAGCGUCUACACUCUAUACCUCAACGGUCAGAGGUCUGUCGUCGUCGGCUCUGCCAAGGCACUGCAUGAGGGACUGGUGGAGAGAAAAGACGCAAUUGCAGGUCGUCCUUAUAGCUUCUCUAUGGAAUACGGGUGCAAAGGGUGCAAAAACGUAGGAUUCGCCGACUUUUCUCCUCUUUAUUUGUUCAAACGGCGCGUUGUGCAUUCAUCUCUGCGUCAAUACUACCCCCAAGUUGAAGACAAUGUCAAUCAUCAGUUGGAUGACGUACUGACGAGGAUAAAAGCGCUUGACGGAACCGCCUUUGAUCCACAUUAUUUACUAUCAUUGGUAUCGCUGAAUCUAAUGAGUUCUAUAACUUUUGGAACUAAUUACACACUUGAUGAUCCUGAAUUUCUUCGUUUGGUUCAAAUGAACGAUGCAUUUGGUCAAUGUUUCGGAGCCUUUAAUAUCCUGGAUAUGUUUCCGUUUCUAUUGCAUUUCCCAAUAAAGGCCUCCAAGUUGCUUAAAUAUCUUGCUACGGAUCGAUACGAUUUCUUAAUGGAAAAAGCAAGAAAACACGAAAUUAAUUACGAUGGCAAAACGAUCCGUGAUCUAACAGAUGGAUUUAUCAAGGCGCUUUCAGAGGCUGAGAAAGAUGGUAGCGAAAUCCAUAGCCUAAUCGAUACUGAUCACGUUGCCAUGACAAUGGGAGACAUGGUGUUUGCGGGCUCAGAGACGUCUGCUACAACAAUGCGGUGGAUGCUGGCGUACCUAACAGUUUACCCAGAAGUCCAAGCGAGGCUGCACCAGCAGCUGGAUGACGUCAUUGGAAGAGACAAAAAUACAAUCAUCACACUGAAUGACCGAGAUCGAUUGCCUUACGUAGAGGCGGUCAUAGCCGAGACAUUGCGCGUCUCACCACCAGGACCAUUUUUACUCCCGCAUAAGGCAACGUGUGACACGACACUGGACGGUUACUUGAUCCCAAAAGAUACCACCGUCAUCUUCAACCUGUGGAAAAUACAGAACGACCCUGCCGAGUGGGCGGAUCCCCACGUGUUCAACCCCGCCCGCUUUCUGGACGAGGAAGGUAUCCCCAAUGAAGCCCAAUGGAAAUUGACAUUCGCCAGUGUUAUUGACAUAGUUCGCUCGACAUUUCCCGCCAUUAGAACACUUGAGUUUGUCGCAAGGAUUCUGAAAACACAAGUAGAAAAGCGAAGCAAGUUUUGAAGCUGUCAUUUAACUGGAAAAUCCUUGGAAACAAGAAGAAUGAAGAGAAACCUUUGCUAAGGCUGUUAUAAAAAAAAAAUACAUUCAUCGACGUUUAACAUUCUUCUUACUGGAGAAUUGGGAGUUGGCGGUUUUUCUAUGACGCGUUCCUCGUACUUACUGGAAUGAUGUAAUGGUUUGAUGACGUGUUGCGGUGAAACUUCUAGGAGGCGUUAAACUUGUCGUCGAAUAGAAGUUCGCACCAGAUCUUAAAGCUCGGAUCAGCAGAUGCCUUUUUUCCCGAGUUGAUUGACAAACAAGCCGGGAACUCAUCCAUGCACUUCAGCCAACAAGUCGCGACAUCCAGUUCCAUCGUCUUUGCCAGGGCUUGUACCGCAAGAAAGUAAUUCAGAUGUUCGUUGAAGUUUACAAAAGAGAAUUCACCUCCGUCAUUAUCCAUUGGUUUAUGUUUUUCACCAUUUGAGCUACAUGCCAUUAGAAGGAAUGGUACAAUAAGGAGAUACAUGGCCCGAGGCUUAAGGAGCGCAAAGGACUUCACUUCCUUCCCUAUCCACACAGCCAACUUGAGGCCCAAAAAUCAGAUGCCUGUGAGCUAUGCAGACCCUUUUAAGGAUUAAUUUAAAUUUAAAUUAAUGGGGCGCACGCUGAGUGAGUCCUGCACACACUCGCUCGCUCGAAGCUUUCCAUUUGGCCGUCACAUUUGGUCAUCACAUUGCAUAAAUCAUAUGGUUAGUUACUUUUUAAACGAAUAAAAAGAAAACAACCAUAAAGGCAAUCUUUGCACGUUUUAUUCAAAUGUCAGAGCAUGGGAUGCAAGUAUAAGUUUGAAACAACGAUUUUUUUCCUGGCACCAGUCAAGAUGAAUUAUUUUAAAUAGUCUAUAAACUCGUCUACUAUAUUUUGUUUACCAUUCACGAAAAUUAGACACGAGUUAACAGAUUGUAACACAGGAAUCUCGCUACGAUACACAAAGUCGACACCGAAACAUGGAAUCUUUUACCCUGGUUCCAGAGUCUCGUGCGUCUCUCUAUUUAGUGGCCCGAGAGACUCUUGAGGCUCUGGGACCAGAGUAGGAAUCUUUGGACAUUAUCAAAUAUUUUUUCUUCACAAAAGAAACCAACAAAUUGUCAUUUUAAUCAGGUUCGAUAGCAUAACAAAUUUUAUCAUUUUCAAGCUUUUGUCUUUUCCAAUUUAUUUUCAUUAGACACAGCUUGAUAAAUUAUUUUUGAAAUCGUAUAUCAUUCCCAAACAAGUGAUGAAUAUUGUAUGAUUUCAAUUUUUUUGCGUCAAAUGUUGCGUUUCGUUAGAUAUAUGUGGAUUUUCUCAAUGAAUGCUAACACUCUAUGGUUGCCCUGCUUUCUAAGAAAUUCCAGCUGUUUUAUUAAGCCCUGCGCAUGCGUGCUCACCCACAGUAUCUUGAGCCAAUCAGCAUCUUCGACUAAAUGCAAAAUGGGUUCCAGUUAUCAAUGGUUCUUUGCGCGCUGAGACCGUCGUGAAGGCCAAUAGUCCAGUUUCGAGUUCCACUGUGCCUGCUGGUCAUAGGCACCGAGGACGCAUAAAUACCGUGCAAGCCUCGGUUUCAAUUGAAUCGAUUGCAAAUACCAGAGAGAUCAUGAAGUAUUCACAGGUUUUUGCAUUGUUUUAUUCCAAGUUCCAGAGGAUUCUCUCGCUGGUAUGCGCAUGAAAUUUGCCUCAAAUCGAGGCUGUAUUUAUUCGUCCUUAGCUGUAAGUCCAGCGGUCAUAGUGGAACUAGAAAUUGGGCUAUUCCUAUGACGAUAAGCGAGCGUUUCCGAAAUUAUCUCGAACCAAUUCCAUCACUCUGCCAGCGUGAUUGACAGAGUAUGAUUAGUUGAAUUUGUAUCCAGAAUAUGGCGAAUCCUUGCAGAAUUCUUUGUUUGUGCCUUCACUAGUUCUUGCAAGUUUUUCAUGGAACAUGCGUUUCCCACUAUUGAAAAUGUUUCUCUCUUCAGCAGUAUGUAUCUUUGUUUACAAGGAUCAUACAUAUGUAUUCCUAAAACCUGAACUUGGUAAAAUCCUGCGUAUGGCUAUAGGGCCUCAAGACGAAUGGAAUGGAUAUUUUAGACGAAUUAAAAUAAUUCAUUUCUAUGGCAACUGUUCAUCUUUACGAUUCUUGAUAUCAAAAAGGUACUAAUGAAAUAAAAAGUUUAGCUU